AUUUUUAUUUAGUUGAGGUCAUUGAAGAGCACGUAAGAACUGACACUGUGCAACAAAUGGACGGUCCAUCAUCAAAUAAUGGGCGAAGACCUCCAACUUCACCAUAUAUCAAGAUUGUCGAACAGCCUGCUUCAAAAGCUUUGAGGUUUAGAUAUGAGUGUGAAGGAAGAUCAGCUGGAAGUAUACCUGGAGUUAAUAGUAGCUCUGAAAAUAAAACCUAUCCAACAAUUCAAAUAGUAGGUUAUAAAGGCAGGGCUGUUGUUGUAGUAUCAUGUGUCACAAAAGAUAGACCAUAUAGACCUCACCCCCAUAACCUUGUAGGACGUGAUAACUGCAAAAGAGGAAUUUGUACUAUAGAAAUCAAUAACGAAUCAAUGACAGCUAGUUUUCAGAAUUUGGGAAUACAGUGUGUAAAAAGAAAAGAUAUUGAUGAGGCACUCAAAGUACGAGAAGAAAUAAGAGUAGAUCCAUUUAGAACUGGAUUUUUACAUAAAGAGAAUCCAACUUCAAUUGACUUAAAUGCAGUAAGGUUGUGUUUUCAAGCAUUUCUUGGUGGUACACAAAAAGGAAAAUAUAGUAUCCUUGAACCAAUUGUAUCAGAUCCAAUUUAUGAUAAAAAAGCGAUGUCAGAUUUAGUAAUAUGUAGAUUAAGUGAUGCAGCAGCUUCAGUUGUAGGUGGUAGAGAAAUCAUAUUAUUAUGUGAAAAAGUAACAAAAGAUGAUAUACAAGUAAGAUUUUUUGAGGAAAAAGAUGGUGUAUGCACUUGGGAAGGGUAUGCUGAUUUUCAAGCUUCAGAUGUACAUAAACAAGUAGCUAUUAGUUUUAGGACUCCAAAAUAUAAAAUAUUGCAGAUUGACGGUCCAGUAAAUGUAUGGAUUCAGUUAAAAAGACCUUCAGAUGGCAUGUCUAGUGAAGCUCGUCCAUUUUUGUUCACUCCRGUCGAUUCAGGUAUGUCCCCUCAGAAAUAUGAUAGGCUACCAGAAAAAAGUUUCAAUGACUACUGGGCAGAUGAUCAACCAGAAGAAAAAGUACCGCUUAGCGUUUUCGAUAAAAAUAAAGAUAAUGAGGAUGAAGAUAUUAAGGUAGAAAUUAAAGAUGAACCUAUGGAGGUCAACGAGGAAAUAUGUUAUGAUAUUAAUAAAGAGAAUAAAGAAGAUACAGUUAGUUCGUCUUCAGAGAUUAUGGGUGAAGAUUUGCGUGGAACUUACUCUAGUCUUCAAAUGGCAUUUAAAAAUCCAUGUUCAAUACCUGAAAGAUGUCAGAGUUAUGAGGAUGUGUCAAUUUUACCACCCAGACCUCCUAGCAGUUCUAAACCAAAGUUUGACAAUAAUACUGCGCCACCAUUGCCUCCAAAAAGAGUUAAAAAAAAUCCUAGACCAACAAAAUAUCUUCCUACAGUGCAAGAAAAACCAUCAAAAAUCAAACUAUUGCAUAAGUUAUUGAGUAUGCGGAAAAGAAGUAAAUCAAUGUGUUCGUCUAAUAGUAGUAUCAAUGAACCUAUUAAUGACACUCCUUUAACAGAAGCAGAAAAUUAUGCCUUAUAUACUUCUGUAGCACCUCAUGCAGCCAUGUCGGAGUUUGACGAAUCAUCUAUGUAUUAUAGCACUGUGGAAGGGGGCACAGUUACAACUGUUAAAUAAUGUAAUCAAAAGAAAAAGUUAACUAUCAUCAUUUUGCUCAACAUUGAUUACCUAACAAAUUGUUGAAAUUAAAAAUAAUAAACGUAUCAGGGUUCUAAAAUAAUUUAAUUUAAUUAUUGACUGGCAGUGAUUAUU
Diuraphis noxia (Russian wheat aphid) is the source of this 1775-nucleotide messenger RNA. RefSeq names its product embryonic polarity protein dorsal-like. Lineage: Eukaryota; Metazoa; Arthropoda; Insecta; Hemiptera; Aphididae. Gene Ontology annotation, biological process: positive regulation of transcription by RNA polymerase II; innate immune response; cellular response to stress. The record is from RefSeq and is a predicted model, not a curated record. Gene Ontology annotation, molecular function: RNA polymerase II cis-regulatory region sequence-specific DNA binding; DNA-binding transcription factor activity, RNA polymerase II-specific. Gene Ontology annotation, cellular component: cytoplasm; nucleus.